This is a messenger RNA of Pleurotus ostreatus (oyster mushroom), 471 nucleotides long. RefSeq lists its product as uncharacterized. Lineage: Eukaryota; Fungi; Basidiomycota; Agaricomycetes; Agaricales; Pleurotaceae. Gene Ontology annotation, molecular function: RNA nuclease activity; RNA binding. The transcript is spliced from 5 exons. The record is from RefSeq and is a predicted model, not a curated record. Bases 1 to 471 code for a protein of 156 amino acids.
AUGUCGAUCCUCACAUCUUCCUGGUUCAUUGCUGCUGUUAUCCUCGCUGGCUUGGCCGUCCAGUCAGUUCACGGAGCAAGUCUGGGGACGAAUACUGAGGACGUUGCUGAUGCAAAUGCCUGCAAAUGCAAAUUGAAACUUGGAGACGGAACAUUCGAAGGAACAAAUUACUCCGCGAAGGAAAUCGAUGAAGCCCUUGAGAAAUACAAGAAUUUGGCGAAGCUGGGCAAGAAGGACUUCAUGGGUUUCCCAAAGCACUUCGGCGGCAAAGAUAAUAGUGGAAACCUAGUGUUUCCUGAUGUGAAGGCCUGCGUACCGCCCCUCCAAGAAUUCCAGAUCCAUAAAGCAGGAUCAGGGGACUCGCCUCCCAAGUCGGCCGAUCGUAUUGUAAUCGAUGCCAAUGGAGUCCUCUGUGGAUGCAUGACACACACCGGGAUGAAGAACCCAAAUGACUUCCAGGCUUGUAACUAG